AUGAGGUGUCCAUGGAAGCUCGUGAGUCAGAGUGCAGACCUCGAGGUGAGUGAAGGGGGUUUUGCAGAUUGGUCACCGAGGUUGGUAAAGUGUGGCAGCCUGGAGCAGCCGCCCCCCGCGGUCUCAGCUGCGCAGCGCCUGGCACUCCGCCUCAGGGACACCAGACUGCCGCCGCCACCUGCAGGUGGAGCGCAGGAGGGAGAGGGGUGCGCCAGGUGCGCCGGCGCCCUGGCGCAGCUCCGCCGCCUCCCUUGGGGCGAAAUCUGGGAACUCGUCGAGGAGCUUGACUGCCGGGUCGCUGCCGACUGUAUCGACAACCACUGUGUACCGAGGUUGAACAACAUGAAAUGGAACAUGACAACGCUGCAAACAGAUGAUCUGAGGCAUCAUAUCCUGUCCCAGUCAGUGCAUGGUGUUCGACAAAUCACAAGAGCCACGGUCGGCAUGGUGAAUUGUGAGUGGUGGCGUCCUGUUCAGUUUGUGGAUAAACCUGAACUGCAGGCCCAGGCGGCUAUUUUCCGGGAACGCCUCUCCAGCUACUGGCGGGAAUUGGCGCAGCUGCUCUCACUCGGUGCGACGCACGCCUCACAGCUGUUGCUUCCCCUCGCAUUCGAACGUAUGGGUAACCACGCAAGUGAUCAGCAACUCCACGGUUGGAUUAAGGACAUGGAACGUGUGAAAGACAUGCUGCGCACGAAAUUAACCGGAUGGGUACAGGACUUGCAAUUCGCCAGCAAACAGGUGGAGCACUACGAGGUGGAGGGAGAGAAGGACAGACCAGGGCACUUGAUACUCAGACCAGCGGAGAAAACUGACACAAUAACUGAUGUUGCUGCAUUUACUAGAGAAGGUAUCGAUGGAUACAGAUACUUGUGA
This is a messenger RNA of Schistocerca gregaria, 876 nucleotides long. RefSeq lists its product as uncharacterized. The transcript has 5 exons. The record is from RefSeq and is a predicted model, not a curated record. NCBI's taxonomy places the organism in Eukaryota, Metazoa, Arthropoda, Insecta, Orthoptera, Acrididae. Bases 1 to 876 code for a protein of 291 amino acids.